Salvia hispanica is the source of this 1933-nucleotide messenger RNA. RefSeq lists its product as uncharacterized. The record is from RefSeq and is a predicted model, not a curated record. NCBI's taxonomy places the organism in Eukaryota, Viridiplantae, Streptophyta, Magnoliopsida, Lamiales, Lamiaceae.
CAAAAAUUGAAACCCAAACUUCCCUCCCUCCUUUUUUUCUAGGGUUUUAACACUCUCGCAUGCCUAAAACCCCCAAUUUCCAGUUCCUGCUCUGAAAUUCUCUUUGCAAUUCCCGGAAUUUUACGUUUAAUGCGUACAUUGUCAGCGAAUUUCCGCCAUUAUGAACUCUCUGAAACAAAAUCAGGAGUUCAUGCUGAGAGAAUCGAUCAAGCACUUUUUAACUUCAUACCACAACGGCAGCUCCGAUUACUCAUCUUUCGAGUCGAUUUUCUUCCGUUUGAUCCAGACAAUGCUCGAUCCGCCGCUUGAAAUCACUUGGUUCUACGCCGCGGUCACAUUUCACACAGCGAAGCGAAACAGCCCUGCCUCUAGGGUGCUGAUAGCUAAGGAUUUGUUGAAUUUAUUCACUCAGUGCUCUAAUUUGAGUAGCGCGUCGAAGAAGAUCGCACUGCUGGCCCCUGUGGUGUAUGACCUGUACAGUAUUGUGUGUGAUUCUAGGGUGACUGAGCUGCAUGAGCGGAUUGAGGUUGGAAAAUUGGUGGAGAAUAUGGUUUGUUAUAUGAUGGUAUCUGCUGGGGUUUAUGAUUACGGAAACGAGGAUGUUGAGUGUGAUACUGCUGUGGUGUGUUUUGAGGAUUUGGUCCGGGUUUGGACUACUGACCGAGGUGGGGGGAGUUGCAGCUUUGUUGAAACUUUGAGGAUGUUCUUCCCUCUUUUGAGUGAUGGAACUUGGACGACGAUGAAUGCUGGUUGUGGGAUAAGGGAGCUAGUGGGGAUUGUUCAGUUGGAAGUGUUCUUUCUCAGGCUGUACAUGAGUUUUAGUUCUGGGAUGUGUACAGAGGAUAUCCUGAAAGAUGCACGAGACCAGGCAGUUCAAACCAUUAAGGGGUUCCGGAACAUCUACUUUUUAGAUAUGCUGCUCAAAAUGCUGUCAGGACCUAGCUUGCCUAUUGCAGCCUCAAUGAGCUAUGGAGAUGCAGUUCUUCUACAUAAAGUAUUGUAUGAUGCUGUUAUUUUGGUUGACUAUUCAUUUUAUUCUGGGAGAUGGAUCCAGUCAUCUGCCAGUCAAUUGAAAAAGCUGGCUCUGGCAUGGGUGUUGGCUGCUGACCAAGCCAUUCAGUUUGCUAGCGCUGCAACGGAAAAAUCUUGGGCCAUUUCUUACCUUAAUGCUUUCAAAGAAUGUCAUUUGGUGGCUGAGUUAAUUAAAUGGGUCUGUAAUCAAGCUGGAAUUGUGGACCUAAAUACCAUACCUGACAUCACCAAUCCCAGAGCUUUAAUCCAGUGGCUAUUGGUCCUUAAUGAUCAGGGGAUUAAUGUAUUCGAUCAAAGCAUGUCACUGCUCCAUGCAAAAGCAGCAGCGUGCAUAUCAAAACUGGAGAGUGAGACACCAGAACUUACCCUCCGUACGGGUUAUUGCCAUAUGAAUAUCAUUGAUCUCAAUGAGAGUGAUGAAAGUGAGGACAGAGAAAUGGGUGAUCAGCCUAACACCAGUGCUCUAGGGGGUUUCUCCUUGACAAGCGUGGAAAAUGGUACUGGCAGAAAACGUAAAGAGGCUCUGAGUAGUUUACACGAACCACAGGUGAAGCAGGUCAAGCUCGACCAUCUUGGGGACAAGCUCUUAUCUUUAUCCAGAUGUGGACCAGAUAGCGGUGGCCCCUUGGUUCAGAACAUUGCCUUCGACGAUGACAUGGAGCUCGUUGGGUGAGUUCCCGUGCAGGAUGGUGAAUUUUGCCUUGUUCAUUGCAAUCCAAGUGUCGGCCUCCUACGGCCUCUUUUUCAACAGGUGAUUUGAAAACAGUCAUAGCAAUGACAAGGACCAUACUAGUAUGACUUUAUAUGUAUAAAAAAACCAUGAAACUUGUCAUGAUGCUGCUAUGCCAUAUGAAACCUGCUUAAUAUCCCCCUGCAUUUGUGGUUUUCAUGUUCUGCUUUA